GAUAGGCGUAUGCUACAAGUUUCAUUUCUGCACACGAAAGAAACACGAACUCGUUUGUUGAACAGAAAAUCGACUGGUGUUAUCGUAAUAAAAGCCUGUAAUUGUUAUAAAUCAUCUUUAAUAGUUCUUAUCCGAGGGCUUGGCUAGCGACCAAAAAUAAGUUUAUUUCCGAGACCUUUUGUGUUGGCUGCGCAGCGGAAGAGAACUUCUGUAACUACACGUCUGCAAGCAUUGAAGAGAACAUGAGUGACGAGGGUCGACCUCAAGUUGAACUUUUUGUGAAGGCGGGGAGCGAUGGGCAGAGUAUAGGGAACUGUCCCUUCUCACAGCGUCUCUUCAUGGUGCUGUGGCUGAAGGGUGUCACUUUCAACGUCACCACCGUGGACAUGAAGAGAAAGCCCGACAUCCUGAAGGACCUGGCUCCCGGAGCUCAGCCCCCCUUCCUGCUAUACGGGACAGAGGUGAAGACCGACACCAACAAGAUCGAGGAGUUCCUGGAGGAGAACCUCUCCCCCCCCAAGUAUCCCCGCCUGGCCGUCCGAAACCCCGAGUCCAACACCGCCGGCAUGGACGUCUUCUCCAAGUUCUCUGCCUACAUCAAGAACUCAAACCCGCAGCUGAACGACAAUCUGGAGAAGGGCCUGCUGAAGGCUCUGAAGAAGCUGGAUGACUAUCUCAGCACUCCCCUCCCUGACGAAAUCGACGAGAACAGCGCUGAGGACGUGACCACAUCGUCCCGCGCCUUCCUGGACGGACAAGAACUCACACUGGCAGACUGCAACCUGCUGCCCAAACUGCACAUCGUCAAGGUGGUGUGUCUGAAGUACCGUGGUUUCUCCAUCCCUCGCUCACUCACCUCCCUGUGGAGGUAUCUGGACGCAGCGUACGCGCGAGAGGAGUUCUCUUCCACCUGCCCCAACGACUCUGAGAUUCACAUCGCAUACGCCUCUGUGGCUAAGGCACUCAAAUAGGAACACUCACACACUCACACAUACAUACACACACACACACACACAUACACACUUACACA
Megalops cyprinoides (Indo-Pacific tarpon) is the source of this 1030-nucleotide messenger RNA. It is a transcript of the gene clic1, whose product is annotated as chloride intracellular channel 1. Bases 243 to 971 code for a protein of 242 amino acids. The transcript is spliced from 7 exons. Lineage: Eukaryota; Metazoa; Chordata; Actinopteri; Elopiformes; Megalopidae. The record is from RefSeq and is a predicted model, not a curated record.